AUGCCAUCAAACAGCAGUGUGGCUGGAGCAGCUGUUAUCUUUGUACUGGGUCUUCACUGGGAUCUUUACUGGAACACGGUGCUCACAGAGGAACCCGGGCGUUACGGGGAUAUUCUACAGCUGUUCAUUCCGGACACCUACCGGAACCUGCCGGAAAAGAUACUGCUGGGCUUUAACUGGGUGAUGGACUCCAUUCCACGUAUAAAGUAUGUGGUCAAAUCAGACGACAAUGUGUACUUCCACCUGCCCAGUGUGUUCUCUGUGGUGAGAAAUCUCUCAGUGGACGUUAUUGUUGGUGCUUAUAACCCCCAGUCUAUCGUUUCCCGGAACAUUAAAGACGAGUGGGGUGUGUCUAAGGGCUUCUUUCCGCCGGACUAUUUCCCGCCUUAG
Molecule: messenger RNA, 390 nt
Organism: Liolophura sinensis
Lineage: Eukaryota; Metazoa; Mollusca; Polyplacophora; Chitonida; Chitonidae
Product: lactosylceramide 1,3-N-acetyl-beta-D-glucosaminyltransferase B-like
Exons: 1
Coding region: 1-390 (129 amino acids)
Biological process (GO): protein O-linked glycosylation
Cellular component (GO): Golgi membrane
Molecular function (GO): hexosyltransferase activity
Source: RefSeq, a predicted model, not a curated record